CUCUAUCUCACUUGACUUGAAAUAUCGUUCAGACUGGUCGUCACAGAGCUUUGUAAGCACAACAAAGCGUUACUAUGGACACCUCGCGAUGGUUCGCCCUGUAGUGAUCAGCUGCGAAGUUGAACUAUUAAACAGAUAAAUUCAUUCAAGGGAAACAGAUAAUUUUCCGAUAGAUAAUAGUUUCACACUGUGCAGAUACUUUGAAAGAAAAUUCCCGGGACUCGUGUAUGGUGUUUGAAAUUAAUCGCAGGGACGGUAGUUGACGGGAGAAUAACUUGCUGACGACGACUGAUGCCUCGGAGCGUCCUAAAAUGACACGCGGAAGUCGAGUUUCUCGCGAACGAAGAUCUACGGCGAUCGAUGAACAGCUCCAACGGAACGACAGCGAGGAUGAAGCUUCCGUUCGCGAUAUGGAGCACGACAGCUUUGCGAAACGCGGCGGCACGCCGUCGCAGAAACGAUGGAGCAGCUCGGAAGAAUCGAGCCGACCCUACGGCCGAGAAAUCACAACAAAUUUCCCACGAAGACAAGGUAGCAUUGAAGACACCGAGGAGACCGAGGAGUCACCGGAUGUCAAGAGUAAUAAUAAGUCACGCGAAGCCGAGUUAUACUCGGCUCGCGAAAAAGCGCGUAAUUCCGACAUUCACGCGAGCGAAGAUAGAAUCGCGCCGAGGUCUCUCGGGAGGAGGAGGAAGCGGAGUAAACGGACGGAGAGACUAAAGUUUGGUGCACGGCCUCGCACGGCAGAUCACGAUCGCGAUCGAACAGACACAGGAUCUUCCGUGAAGCGCUACAGCGACAGGGAAGACAGCCUCGCUGAUAAAUCGCGAAAAAGAAGGAGGAAUGUUUCCCGAGCGGACGACGAGGUACCCAUCACCGAGAUCCUGAAGAAGGCUCAAGAGAACGUGCGCACAAAAUAUGAGGAACCCGUGCCGCUUCCGGAAUUGACUACGGACACAAUUUAUAUUCAGGGCAGGAGCGGCUUUAGCGCCGUGAAAAUUGGCGGAUCGAGACGUGCUUUGGGAAAUGAUACGACACACGCGGCUAACGGUAGAGAAGGCUGCGAUUCCACGGAGACGCUCAUAAAGGUGGCAAUCACGGCGCAGAAAUUUUGGAAAUGCACCGGUGUCAUUUAUCAGGGCCUCCUGGGCGGGAUGGCGUUUCUGCAUCUCAUAAUGAUUCACGUUUUUUUCAACACGUCGAUGGAAUUCAUGUCGGAUUACUCGGUCUUCUCCGAAAUGUACACGAAUAUAUUCUCCUUCCUAGUCGCCCUUUGUGUCAUCUCCAUCUUUGACAAAUCCGAUCUGGCGCGGCUCGACAUGGAACACUUGCGCGAGAUUUAUAUGGACCACGCGAAAACUGCCAUCGCCGUUCUGCUCUACCUGGUGACUUUCGGGCUCCAUCAGGCAUCGUCGAAGGUGGACGAUCAGUUGGCUCUGGUGCAUUAUCACAGUAUCAACGAAACGUGGUCAAACAACACAGCACAAGAGACCCUCCUGGCGGAGCUGAACGGUUGGCAGAAGGUGACGAUAUCGAAGGACCUGCUCGCGGUUUUUGCCUGGCUGUUCGUCGCCCUUGGAACGCGGGACAACAUGCUGUUGACGCACCUCGAGUCGAUGGUGCAAUAUGCGAGCAACGCGGAAUCUCCGAGAUGACAUUCGAAGAAUGACUUUCACUGCCGAACGAGCCAAACGCGCAUGAAGUUCUUCCGCGCGAUCGCGCAGACUGAAUAUCACAAAGUUCUGAAAACGGGAAUACUUUAGGGAAUAAC
Molecule: messenger RNA, 1771 nt
Organism: Vollenhovia emeryi
Lineage: Eukaryota; Metazoa; Arthropoda; Insecta; Hymenoptera; Formicidae
Exons: 6
Coding region: 312-1655 (447 amino acids)
Biological process (GO): cilium assembly
Cellular component (GO): ciliary transition zone
Source: RefSeq, a predicted model, not a curated record